Oryza sativa Japonica Group (Japanese rice) is the source of this 1609-nucleotide messenger RNA. RefSeq lists its product as uncharacterized. NCBI's taxonomy places the organism in Eukaryota, Viridiplantae, Streptophyta, Magnoliopsida, Poales, Poaceae. The record is from RefSeq and is a predicted model, not a curated record.
AGAUUUGGUGUGAACCACACACACUAAUCCGGUCCACCGGAAUCGAAACCAAACUGUUGAUCAUCGUGCACAAGCACAACUUGCCAACCGCCACUUCACGCGAUCGAUCACUCUCACUCCUCUCGCUGCCGCUGCCGCACCUAGCCAAAUUAUGCCUUCGCCUUCGCACCUCGCCGGCGCGCUGGACGCGGCGCGCCCCUUCCUGCGCGGCGAGGAGGAGCAGGUGGACCCGGCGCUCCCCAAGCUGGCCGCCGUGCUGCGCGCCGCCGGCGCCGGCGAGUGCUGGCACAAGCACGGCACCUUCCUCGCCCACCUCCUCGACGUCCACCGCAUCCUCCGCCUCUGGGGCGCCCCCGACGCCGUCGCGCGCUGCGGCCUCUACCACUCCGCCUACUCCAACUCCUACGUCAACCUCGCCAUCUUCGAACCCGACGUCGGCCGCGACCACGUGCGCCCCAUCGUCGGCGCCGCCGCCGAGCGCCUCGUCCACCUCUUCUGCGUCGUCCCGCGCCACCAGCUCAUCCACGACGACCUGCUCUUCCACUACGCCGACCAGGACCUCGUCGCCGACCUCGCCGCCUCCGAGGCGUCACUGCAGGACGCGCGGCGCGGGCUGUUCCACCACGACGGCGAGGCCUGGCGGCUCAAGAUCCAGCGCCUCCUCCCGCCCCACGGAAUCACUGUCAAACACAUCAGGACUGGCGAGGAUGUGGCACUGUCGAGGCGCAUCGCGGCAACCUUCCUUCUCAUGACAAUGGCGGACUUCAGCGACCAGCUCUUCGACUGGCAGGAUCGCCUCUUCGACAACACCAAUGGCCGCCUCGAGUUCAGUGGCAAUACCUGGACUUCGCUCUGGCCAGGCACCGGCAAGCCCGGCCUCUGGACUGCCUCCAUAUCCCGCAUGGGCGCGCUCUACAGCCUCAUCGUUCGCGAGGAAGAGAUACACAUAGCUCAACGAAAGCAUAGCAACAAUGGCCAAGAAGACGAUCGUGACGAGGACAUUGAGCUGGUGAUCCCACCGGUGUUCAAUGGCUGCACCCAGGUGCUCACCGCCGACGACCAGAAGGCGGCACGGGACCUCUACUGGGAUGCAGUUUGCAGCGGCGGCGAGGACGAGACGGAUUGGCGCAAGGUGGAGGAGAUCCUGCGACGGUGCAUUGGCAGGAACCCGUUUGUAGGAGAGCCUCACCUGGUUCUUGCUCAGGUGCUUCUGAACAUGGAGAUGUAUGAGGAGGCAGAGGAGCAGAUAGAGGCAGGGGUGAAGCUGUUGCUGGAGUGGGGGAGCAGCUGGGACAAGAGGAUGCCAUGGGAGGCUUGGGUGUCAUGGGGCAGGGCGAUGCUGAUCAAGGCCAAGGACAAGGAUUGGCCGCACACCUCCUUCGGCAUCCUCAGCAUAGGGCUUGUCAAGUGAGUGAACCCAUUCACCUCCACUCUCUGAUGGUAAAUUAAGCUGCACCUGUACUGUACAUGUCAUAACAUCACCUGAUAAUUGCUGUAUCCUCUCCAUCGGUAUAUAUAUGCUUAGCUCGAUGGAGGAAAUCAAACAUGAUGGAUAUGAAAUAAAUCGCUCCACAAAUAUCAAAAUAAUUUGACGCAUCCAUAGAUAUCA